This is a messenger RNA of Sorex araneus (European shrew), 1697 nucleotides long. RefSeq names its product formimidoyltransferase cyclodeaminase (gene FTCD). The transcript is spliced from 14 exons. NCBI's taxonomy places the organism in Eukaryota, Metazoa, Chordata, Mammalia, Eulipotyphla, Soricidae. The coding region runs from base 1 to 1626 and encodes 541 amino acids. The record is from RefSeq and is a predicted model, not a curated record. Gene Ontology annotation, molecular function: transferase activity; folic acid binding.
AUGUCGCAGCUGGUGGAGUGUGUUCCUAACUUCUCCGAGGGGAACAACAAGGAGAUCAUCGAGGCCAUCUCCCAGGCCGUGGCCCAGACGCCGGGCUGCGUGCUGCUGGACGUGGAUGCGGGUCCGUCCACCAACCGCACUGUCUACACAUUUGUGGGGCGGCCUGAGGAUGUGGUGGAGGGAGCACUCAAUGCCGCCCGGACCGCCUUCCAGCUCAUCGACAUGAGCAGGCACAAAGGGGAACACCCCAGAAUGGGCGCCCUGGACGUGUGUCCCUUCAUCCCUGUGCGGGCCGUCACCAUGGAAGAGUGCGUGCUGUGUGCCCAGGCAUUUGGGCAGCGCCUGGCAGGAGAGCUGGGUGUGCCAGUGUAUCUCUAUGGAGAAGCAGCACGGACGGCCAGCCGCAGGACCCUGCCGGCCAUCCGUGCCGGGGAGUACGAGGCCCUCCCAGAAAAGCUCAAGCAGGCCGAGUGGACACCUGACUUUGGACCCAGCACCUUUGUCCCCAGCUGGGGGGCCACGGUCACGGGGGCACGAAAGUUCCUUGUCGCCUUCAACAUCAACCUGCUCAGUACCAAGGAGCAGGCACACCGCAUUGCGCUCAACAUCCGGGAGCAGGGCCGCGGGAAGGACCAGCCAGGACUUCUGAAAAAGGUUCAGGCCAUUGGCUGGUACCUCGAGGAGAUGAACCUGGCCCAGGUGUCCACAAACCUGCUGGACUUUGAGGUCACAGCGCUGCACACAGUCUAUGAGGAGAUCUGCAGGGAAGCCCAGGAGCUGAAUCUUCCGGUGGUGGGCUCACAGCUGGUGGGGCUGGUGCCUCUGAAGGCCCUCCUGGAUGCCGCAGCCUUCUACUGUGCCAAGGAGAAGCUGUUCAUCCUGGAGGAGGAACAUCGGAUUAGGCUGGUGGUGAACCGGCUGGGCCUGGACUCCCUGACCCCCUUCAACCCAAAGGAGCGGGUCAUUGAGUACCUCGUCCCUGACCGUGAGUCUGAGCAGAGCCUGGUGGACAAGCCCCUGUGCGCCUUCAUCCGGGAGGUGGGCGCCCGCUCAGCAGCCCCAGGGGGCGGCUCGGUGGCGGCGGCCAGUGCAGCCAUGGGUGCAGCACUCGCUUCCAUGGCCGGAUUGAUGACCUAUGGCCGGCGCCAGUUUGAGCAACUGGACGCCACCAUGCGACGCCUGAUCCCCCCGUUCCACACAGCCUUGGCUGAGCUGACGGCGCUGGUAGACAAGGACGCCCGGGCCUUUGAGGGCUACCUGGAGGCAAUGAAGAUGCCCAAGGGCACCCCGGAGGAGCGAGACAGGCGCACAGCGGCACUACAGGAGGGACUGCGACGCGCUGUGGGUGUGCCCCUCAGUCUGGCAGAGAAGGUGGCCUCCCUGUGGCCAGCACUGCAGGAGCUGGCCCAGCAUGGGAACCUGGCCUGUCGUUCGGACAUGCAGGUGGCGGCCAAGGCCCUGGAGACAGGCGUAUUUGGUGCCUAUUUCAAUGUGCUCAUCAACUUGAAGGAAGUCACUGACCAGGAGUUCAAGGAGCAGGUCUGCCAGCGUAUCUCCAGCCUCCUGCAGGAUGCACAGACCCAGGCUGCCCUGGUGCUGAACCGCCUGGAGGCCCGGCAGGAGUGACCCCACCCCCGCUAGAGGCAGGAGUGACCCCUCCUGACAGAUACCAGCCUGGUGGGGCAGGGAGUGGGAUC